Humulus lupulus (European hop) is the source of this 572-nucleotide messenger RNA. RefSeq lists its product as uncharacterized. Bases 11 to 259 code for a protein of 82 amino acids. Lineage: Eukaryota; Viridiplantae; Streptophyta; Magnoliopsida; Rosales; Cannabaceae. The record is from RefSeq and is a predicted model, not a curated record. The transcript is spliced from 2 exons.
AUAUAUAGAUAUGGCAUCUUGGAAAAAGACCAUUGCAUCUCCAUUCAAGAAAGCUUGCACUUUCUUCAAUAAUCAACCACAGCAGCCCAGCAGCAGGGAUCCUAAUAAGAAGUCUCAUCAGCUCCAACUCCAAGAAAACGAGAGCCGAGCGACGGAUCUACAUGGAGAAGUAAUGGCAUGCGGUUAUGAAGAUGUUCAAGUGAUGUGGUCUAUUCUCGACAAGUCCAAAUCCACACCCUUCAAAAUCACCUCUUCUUAAUUUCCUACCUAAUACUUAUGCUAUAUUAAGACAGAUCACAAUCACAUCAUCAUCAUCACCAUCAUCAUCAUCUUCAUACUAGACUCUUCUUAAUUAUAUGGAUCUGGUAUGCAUAAUGGAUGUGUGUGUGUGUGUGUGUAUAUAUAUAUAUAUGUACUACUUUGUAGAUAAUUGGUGGGUUUUUCUUUUAAUUUUGUUUUAGUGUUUGUAAUGUUAGUUAUCUAUAGGGAAUCCCCGUGAUAGAAUUUGAAUCACGGCGAGAUUAUUAUUAUUAUUAUAAAUGAGACUUGAAAAUUCCAUGGUCUUCCUUUUC